AGCUAAAGUUAUUUUUAUAGUUCCUCAAAUGGCGCUGUCAAGUCGAAUCAGCAUGCACGGCUUUUUUUGUUGGUUGAUUCCAUUUCUCUUUAGUCCACUGUUUUUUUUUUUGAAUCCGUCUUUAAACGGGGGAAUCACGCAACAUGGGUUUAAAAAGAAGAGGAUUUUUUUAAUAAAAAAUGUUUUGUUUCUUAAAAAAAGAAAAUGACUUGAUGGAUGGAAAUAAUGUAGGGUAACGAACCGUUCCACUAGAAAUCUAUUCAAUGGAUUGAUGAUAAGAAUUCCAAAAGCCCACUUUAAAGGAUUAAAAAUUACAAUACACUUAGCAACAUGAUUUGUGGAGGCAAUGGUAUGAAUGAAAACCGCGGCCGUGCAUGGUUACGAGUCGCUUAACGCGUUUCAAAUAAAAGCAAAACGGUUGAAUAGAUAAGUUUCGCAGUUGACUAGUAAAUUACCAAUAGCACGUAUUAUCUUUUUUAGUGCAAAACCAAUGUAAAAGUAGAGGACUGGUAGCCAAAAGUAAGGCUUUGUUUGGUUGCGUCUCUCAAAAACGUGUAAAGCAUUGCAAUAAUUUUUUUUUAUUCAUUUGUUAAAUGCUAUGAAAAAUAACAGCUCAUACAAAAUAACCACGCCUUGCCGAACAACAGGUCAUGGGAUAAUCUUUUACUUUGCGCAUCUUAACAGCGGGCUGAUUUUCAUCCAAUGCGCAUUCAUAAAAAGAAUAGUAUUUGGGGUCAGUCAUGAUGAAUAUCGAAUUUUUACAUUGACGCAUAAAUAUGUCUUGUUCGCCUUAAUUAAAAACAUGAAAGUAUGACAAAAAGAAGCUAAACAUUUUGUAUCGAAACACUUUUAUUAAAGAAUACUAAGAGCGACAGAACACAAUUUUUUGAUUACUUUACAUGCAGUCACUGUUUUCUGGCAUGUUUUUUUUUUUUAUGGUACAAGGUAUAAGAAACCUUUUAAGAACAAAGGAAAUGGUUGUUUUAUGAAAAGAAUUGGAUCCACUUGUUUUUGUUUUUUUCAAUGCGACUUUUACCUCACUAUUUAUUUCUUUUUAUAGGGUGUUUUUUCAGCACGAGUGUUUCUGAGCAAAUUAAGGAAUCACGUCAAUCGUGCUCACUAUUUGAGGAUUCUUUACAAUGUUUAUGUUCCAACUCGUACAAGUCUGUGACAUCCGUCAUGCAAAGCUCGCCCACUGAGAAUAUGGAACAGAUUUGUUCCGAAACAAAAUUCUCCAGGUUACUGAUGGCUUUACAGUUACCUUUACAACAAGCUCACCAUUCAAACAUUGUCAACAACAACGGUAUAGUCAGUGCAUUCAACGGCUAUUACUAUGACGGGAUAUUUAAAUAUGAAGGCUUAACGUAUUUACUUGAAUAUGUUGAGAUGGAUCCGCCUAUGAAAGUGCCUCUUAGCCUAGCCAACUUUCUAAGCUUUCCUUCCUAUCAAAAAAUAUUAACCUUAAUAAAAUCGAUCCAAUAUGAGAGAAACGGAUUUGUUUCUGAAUGGAGGGACUCUAAGAUAGAAGAAUUUGUUUUGACCAUAUCAACAGAAAAUAUUAUGGACAUUAUAUGUCAGGCCAGUCAACUAGCAGCUGAAAUCGGGGAUAUUGGAGUGAAAAUUCAAUGCAAAUUAAAUCGUUUGUUGCAGGUUUUUCUUGUAUGUGGUGGGAAAAGUGAAAUCAGUUUAUUUAAAGAUGUAGUAACAAAGAAGGAUUUGUUAAAAAGCUUAUCUAUUGAGAUAGCUACUCAACCAUAUUGUCAAUUUAAAGCAAACGGUGAUUUUUUGAUUUAUCAGGAAGCUAAAAAUCAAAGUGUUUUUUUUUCUCUUGAGGAUUUAAAUGUUUCAAAAACAAAUCCUCUACCUGCCAUCAUUCCCGAUACUAUUAUAGAAAAAGAGAGAUUUUCUUAUUUACUUUUAUUUACAGCGGCACGUAAAUCAGGUACCUUUACACUGACGUCUUCUCCUCGAAACGAUGCUGUUUCGGAACCUGUAUGCGAUUUUAUUCCAGGAUGGAAAAUGGAAUUUAUUGUUUUUGUUCGUGAAGAAGGUUUUUAUUCAAGUGUUACCAAUGUGUCAUACAUAAAGGAUAAUAGAAUACCACAGCUAUUUGUUUCACGAUUUAUCAAAAAAAACACAACUUCUAUCGACAACACUUGUGAUAUUCUUAUUGUUUCCCGUCCUACUGUUACCAGGCAAGAAUGGUACAAUAAUUUCGUUACCACUUUGACUCCUUUUCUACCCAAUACUCAUCCUGAAUUGAUGGCUCAUAGUGGAUUUGUAAAAGUAGCAAAGGCUGUUGAUGACCAACUUUUCAGCUAUAUAACUCAGCUUUUUCAAAAGGAAUGUUCUUCAAUAAAUGCCCAUUUUACAGGCCACUCUCUUGGUGCUGCAACAGGACAGAUCUUAGCUCUUUUAUUAAGGGAAAGAAUGCAUCCCAAAGAAGUCAAAAUAGAUGGUGUAUUUUUUGCUCCUCCUAACGUUUUUAAUAAAGAAGCAGCUGAGUAUUAUGCCACUGUUAUCAAUUCCCGUAUUAUUACACAUCCACGCGAUCCUGUUACUAUGAUGCCUUGUGAUGAUCAGUGCCUACCAAAAGGGUAUCCUUCUUGCCCAUCAUUUGACAAAAAUCAAGAAAAAUUUGAUCGUACUCUUCGAAAUGUUUUUCAUAAGACUCCUGGUCGUUAUUCGAUUCCCUAUAAAAGUCAAAGAGAGUCCAUUUUAACGUUUGAACAUGUAUCUCAAACAUUGCAUAGCAAUACUAAAUUUAUGAAAAAGUUUCACAUUGAUUCGUACUAUCAAUGGGUUGAGAAUGUUUGUAUCAAAGAAAAUUUCACUUGAUAACCUGUUAAAAAAAAGGCUCAAUGUAGCAUUCGUUAAAUGACAACGGUUUUUUAUUUUCAUUUUAAAAUCACGUAUCGCUUAAUCAAAACAUUCAUUCAACAAGCAACAAAAGUAAUGCGACAAUUCAUUUAGACAAUUUUUAUUCUUCAAAGUAAUACAUUCAUUUUAGUAAAAAAACGAUACUAUAUUUAAUGUGUCUUUCCCUUUCAUAACAAAAAACAAUGUAUUUUUUUUUUUUUAAAUAAAAACAUUUUAUAAAAUAUUUUUUUAAUUAUAAAAAAAAAAUUCAUGUUUUCCUUGACUACAAAAUAACAGUCUUUUACGUUUUUGUAUUGAUUUAAAUCAAGACUUUUGUUUUCCUUUCUGUUAUCCAUCUGCAACUAAACAUCUUUUCCACCACAAAUUCAGUGUUCCUUUUGAAGGGUAACCGAUUUACCUUUAUCCAUCUGUUCCACUCUAUUUUUAGGGUGUUAUUUGAAAAAUAAAAACUGGAACUUUUUUGUGUCUUUCCCAAAACGCCGAGAAUCCCCAAUACUCCUCCAUUAAUGCUUCGCGUAUUGUACGACCAAUAAAAAGAGGUUACAUAAAGUUGACUAGGAAGUUCAUUCAUCUUUUUACGUCAAGCAUUUUCAUCAGCCUUUCAUCCGUAAGCACUUCACAAGGGCUCGAUCCUUGUUCCCUCAGCAACAAGUUAAAAAGGCGCACUGUGAUCUCUGCCAAAAUGUCGCUUGCGGAAGCCAUCUCGAUUUUUAUGCGAACCCUUUAAAAAAAUUGUGUGGAACAAAUUUUUUGUUGCAUUUCCUUUAUUGUUUCAAGUCAUCUCCAUUAACGGUUUAUUUAAAUUAGUUUUUUAUAUCCAUUCCAAAAGAAUCGACGCGAACAAACACAUUUUUGUUCAACCAUUGUAGAGAACAUUUAUGGGCUACUGUAAUUUUUGAAACAAUUAUCUUUUACAUUCAGUAGUUCUCUUUUAAGCUUUUGUAAGAAAAAAAUAAUUCUUUUGCUUCUUUUUUGUGAUAAAAAACAAUCAUGCUACACUUUAAACAAAUCAAACACGCCAUUCUUACACUGCAUUAAUUGAAUAGCAAAAACAUGAAACCUUUUUCAAUGUUCCCAUUAAACAGUCU
This is a messenger RNA of Hylaeus volcanicus, 3968 nucleotides long. RefSeq lists its product as uncharacterized. The record is from RefSeq and is a predicted model, not a curated record. Bases 1024 to 2838 code for a protein of 604 amino acids. Gene Ontology annotation, molecular function: glycerophospholipid phospholipase A1 activity. Gene Ontology annotation, biological process: jasmonic acid biosynthetic process. Gene Ontology annotation, cellular component: chloroplast. The transcript is spliced from 4 exons. NCBI's taxonomy places the organism in Eukaryota, Metazoa, Arthropoda, Insecta, Hymenoptera, Colletidae.